Messenger RNA from Drosophila grimshawi, 1850 nucleotides. It is a transcript of the gene MetRS-m, whose product is annotated as methionine--tRNA ligase, mitochondrial. Gene Ontology annotation, biological process: methionyl-tRNA aminoacylation. NCBI's taxonomy places the organism in Eukaryota, Metazoa, Arthropoda, Insecta, Diptera, Drosophilidae. The coding region runs from base 59 to 1795 and encodes 578 amino acids. The record is from RefSeq and is a predicted model, not a curated record. The transcript is spliced from 6 exons. Gene Ontology annotation, molecular function: methionine-tRNA ligase activity; ATP binding.
AUUUUUAUAUUAUUGAAAUACAAACUGCGUGCAGUUAUCAAUUAAAAGUUUGCUUAAAAUGUUUGUUAGUAAAAUAAGGCAUAUACAAGCGUUGGGAGCACGUUGGAGCAGUUCUCACUACGUGACAACACCGAUAUUUUACGUAAAUGCAGCUCCACACAUUGGUCAUCUGUAUUCGGCGGUGAUAGCUGAUGCGCAUUGCCGAUACCAGAGGCUGCGUUAUCCGACAACCACAGUGCGCCUCUGCACCGGCACCGAUGAGCACGGCACGAAGAUUCAACAGGCGGCAGCUGGACACAAGGUGCCCGUGGAUCAAUAUUGCGAUGAGAUAUCGGCGCGUUAUCGUGAUGUGUUUAAAGCAGCAAGUAUAGCGCACGACGACUUUAUACGCACCACCGAGCAGCGACACAAACAGGCCGUAGCACACUUCUGGCACAGGCUGAAGUCACGUGGCCAUAUUUAUUCGGCGGCCUACAGCGGCUGGUAUUGCGUAUCGGAUGAGACCUUUCUGACCGACUCACAGCUGCGCCUAGACGAGAGCAGCGGCACACGCUACUCCCUGGAGUCAGGCCAUCCUGUCGAGUGGACUGAGGAAACGAAUUACAUGUUUCGACUGUCAAACUUUCAAGACGAUGUGCGUCAUUGGGUCAAGCAGGAGGCACGCGUGCGGCCAGCGAAGUUCGAGAAGAUUCUGCUCGAUACGCUGAGCGAGCCGCUGCCGGAUGUGUCCGUCUCUCGUCCAGCGAAUCGGGUACACUGGGCGAUACCCGUGCCGAAUGAUGACAGCCAAACAGUGUAUGUGUGGCUAGAUGCUCUCAUCAACUAUCUCAGCUCCUUAGGCUAUCCCAAUGAGGAGUAUUUAGCUUACUGGCCACCCGCGCAGCAAAUCAUUGGAAAGGACAUACUCAAAUUCCAUGGCAUUUAUUGGCCAGCCUUUUUGUUGGCAGCCGGCCUGUCGCCACCACAGCAACUAUACGUCCACUCGCACUGGACGGUGGACGGCCAGAAGAUGUCGAAGAGCAAGCACAACGUUGUUGAUCCUGUGCUGGCAGCCAAACAGUAUACAAUGGAGGGACUACGUUACUUUCUGUUGCGCGAGGGCGUUGCACACAGCGAUGGCAAUUUCAGUCACGUUAAGGCGUUGCGCAUACUAAACUCAGAGCUGGCGGACACUUUGGGCAAUUUGUUGUCACGGGCCUGUGCCAAAACGCUGAAUCCACAUCAAGUUUAUCCCGCGUCGCAUGUCGAGCACUUGCCACAGCUGCUGCAAGACUUGGAUGCCGCUAAGCGACUGCAGGAGGCACUCCUGCAACUGGCAGGGCGCUGUGAGCAGCACUAUGAGUGCAAUCACUUCCACUUGGUGGCCGACACGGUUAUUGCAACGCUGCAUGCGGCCAACAAUUUCUUUGAGUGCGCCAAGCCCUGGGAGCUGAAAGCGAACGGCAAAACGCCCGAUGCGCAACGCCUGCAGACAAUAAUCGCAAUGACAAUGGAUGCGUUGCGACUUUGCGGCAUUGUGUUGCAGCCAAUGAUGCCACAGCUAACCAGCCGCCUGCUCGAUAAACUUAACGUGCCCAGCUCUGAGCGUAGUUGGCAUCAUUUGAACGCUAGCUUUGCCACUGGCAAGCAACACAAUCACCAGCUGGAUAACCAGUGGAGUGCAUUGCUAUUCCAGCGCAUUGUGGAGCAUCAGGAUAAAUCUACACAAGAGGAGCAGCAGCAAUCAUCUCCGUCGCAGUCGUCCAAGCGAAGCAAAACCAAAAAGGACCAGAAGGCAGCAAAGACAAUUUCUUGAGGUGCUGUUUCCCUCCACGACACGUACCUGUAAUAAACAGUAACUGAACUCUUAA